GUUAGUGGUGGUGGUGACGCUAACACACAGAGAACCGCCUGGCCGUCCAACCUGGGAUGGAUUUAGAAGAAGCUUUUCAAGUUGUCGGCGAAUUUGGACCCUACCAGCAGCGGGCGGUGGCUGUGCUUGUUCUCACACAGGUGUAUAUGGCCUGUCAGUCCAUGCUGAUUGUUCUGGUUGGAUCCACUCCGGAGUAUCGCCUCGAGCCUCAGGACGGAGAUUCGUCCGGCCUGCAACGCGUGGUCUUCACCGAGGACAUCGACUCCAUAGUGACCGAGUGGUUUCUGGUGAAGCAGCAGGCCUAUAAGGUCAGUCUCGCCGGGUCGCUGUUCUUCGCCGGGCUUUUGUUCGGGAACGUUUUCUUCGGGCCUCUCUCCGAUAAGAUCGGCAGGAGACCUGUUUACCUGACAGUUUUGUUUUUCGAGGUGAUCUUCGGUUAUGUCACGGCCUUCGCUCCGAGCUACGAGGUGUUCGCCGUGUCGCGCCUGCUCGUCGGUUUGAUGAACGGCGGCAUCGGCCUCGUCUGCUUCGUGCUCACUCAGGAAUACGUGGGGAAAUCCUACUGGGCCAUGACCGGGACGUUGACCAGCAUAAGUUUUGCAGUCGGCAUCGCCCUGUUCGGAGCGCUGGGUUACUUCAUCCGGCCGUGGAGGACCCUGGCCAUCGUGGCCAACUCCUCCGGGGUCCUCUUCUUCCUGCUGUCCGUAAACCUCCCAGAGUCUCCUCGCUGGCUCUUCUCUCAGGGUCAGACCGACCGAGCUGAAGAGGUGUUGCGCUACAUAGCUCUGAGGAACGGAAACCCCUCUAAAAACCUGACGCUGCGCCGCGCCGCUAAAGGCCGUAACCAUGGCAACAGAGGAGCAGGGGUCUUGCAGUUAUGGAUCCAUCCCGUCCUCCGCCUCAGGACCAUCGUGCUCAUGUAUGUCUGGUAUGCGUGCAGUCUGGUUUAUUACGGUCUGACUCUCGGUGCCAGUGAGUCGUCGGGGAAUCGUUACGUUAACGUAGCGAUGUACGGCCUCGUGGAGCUGCCCGCCUACCCACUCUGCAUUUACUUCAUCAACAAACACUG
Messenger RNA from Gymnodraco acuticeps, 1069 nucleotides. It is a transcript of the gene slc22a15, whose product is annotated as solute carrier family 22 member 15. Gene Ontology annotation, cellular component: membrane. Gene Ontology annotation, biological process: transmembrane transport. NCBI's taxonomy places the organism in Eukaryota, Metazoa, Chordata, Actinopteri, Perciformes, Bathydraconidae. Gene Ontology annotation, molecular function: transmembrane transporter activity. The record is from RefSeq and is a predicted model, not a curated record.